AUGGUACUUGCACUUGAGCUAACAGCACUACUGGGUAGAGAGGAGUGUGGUCAAGCAACUAAAGAAGAGAUACAUCUCCUCAGACUCUUCACUCCAGUGGCUAAACUUUACACUGCUAAGAAGGCAAUGAGUGUCAUGUCUGAAGGAUUGGAGAGCUUUGGUGGUCAAGGAUAUAUUGAAGACACUGGACUGCCUACAUUAUUCAGAGAUGCUCAGGUAUUACCAAUUUGGGAGGGAACCACUAACAUUAUGAGUCUUGAUGUCCUACGAGCUUUACAGAAAUCUAAUGGAGAAGUAUUGGAGGCUCUUGUGUCUAAAGUGAAUUGUGUAACUUGUAAUCAGGAGAAGCUUCAGUUUUUGGGAUUAGAAGCUGAGGCUGAACUCAUUAAAAACUGGACCCAAUCAGUGAAACAGUUUUCUGAAGAGGGUGGAAAUGUUAUAGUGACAGCUGCAAGGGAUUUUGCUAUAUCUCUAGGACAAAUAUACACUGGUACUUUAUUGCUGGAAAAAGCUUGUCACAGCUCAGCUAACAUUUUAGACUUUGCUACUCUCAAGAGAUGGUGUAAUAAAGGUAUUUUACUAAAAAGAAUAGAGCAGUAUGAUGAUAACUCAUGCAGCUUAGACACUCAUUUAGUAAUGGAUGGACAUCGGUCAACAUUAAUUAAAUAAUAACUUUUACGUAUAUUAAAAUGGGACCAUAAAAACAAUGAGAAUAUAAAACGUAUGACAAAAAUUAAGUAGCCAUAGUGUGUGUUAAAAAACUUUUAAACAAAAAUAAACACAAAAAUAGUCAUAGCAUUACUGGUUGUCAUCUGGAA
This is a messenger RNA of Amphimedon queenslandica, 818 nucleotides long. RefSeq names its product acyl-CoA dehydrogenase family member 11-like. Gene Ontology annotation, molecular function: acyl-CoA dehydrogenase activity. Lineage: Eukaryota; Metazoa; Porifera; Demospongiae; Haplosclerida; Niphatidae. The transcript has 6 exons. The record is from RefSeq and is a predicted model, not a curated record. Bases 1 to 669 code for a protein of 222 amino acids.